Molecule: messenger RNA, 2593 nt
Organism: Hippocampus zosterae (dwarf seahorse)
Lineage: Eukaryota; Metazoa; Chordata; Actinopteri; Syngnathiformes; Syngnathidae
Gene: rras
Product: RAS related
Exons: 6
Coding region: 583-1176 (197 amino acids)
Biological process (GO): signal transduction
Cellular component (GO): plasma membrane
Molecular function (GO): GDP binding; GTP binding; GTPase activity
Source: RefSeq, a predicted model, not a curated record
CGGCCACUCCCAAUUCCCAUAUAAGGUAUCUGACACGCUAAAGUGGAAUUUGUUCGGGGACGAAUUUGAAUUGACGAGGGGAGACGGCGUCUUAAGGACCGUCUUGUGUUCGCCGUAGGUGAAAGAAAGAAAGAAGACGAGUACGCCGCGCGCUUAUUUGAGUCAAUCGCGUCGUGCCGCGUUCGCUUGACUUUCUCCGGGAAAAGAGGAAGCGGUUCCGCCCUCGCGAGCCGCGGCGAGGCCGAGUUUCAGAGCGGAGGGAAAAGCGAGGAAGCUAAGCGACGACGCAACAGGCGCCGAAGCUUGAAACUUCACAGAAACGGCGCCGCGGUCUUUUGUCCCAUCGGACAAACAUUCCGGCCAUUUUUCCUUCCCUUCUCAGGUGGUGGCGCAUUUAGAGUCUAGUCAAAAAAAAAAAAAUCAAUGAGUUUCACGUUACCAAGUGCAGUUUGACGUUCUGCUUGCUCUGUCGUACUAGGAUUUUAGUUGGACUUUGAUCUUGCUUUUUAUACAUUGCUGCGAGCCGGUUGGCAGAAAUUUGCUUUUUAAUUCUUGGUUCGGACAAGUUUAAAAAAAACGGCGAUGAGUGGCGACGAGGAAAGAUUCAAACUAGUUGUGGUGGGAGGUGGAGGAGUGGGGAAGAGCGCCCUAACCAUCCAGUUCAUUCAGUCCUACUUUGUGUCGGACUACGACCCGACCAUUGAAGACUCCUACACCAAGAUCUGCACCGUGGAUGGAAAGGAGACCCGCCUGGACAUCUUGGAUACGGCGGGUCAGGAGGAGUUUGGGGCCAUGAGGGAGCAGUACAUGCGCUCGGGAGAGGGCUUCUUGCUGGUCUUUGCACUCAACGACAGGGGCAGCUAUCACGAGGUCCAGAAGUUUCACACCCAGAUCCUUCGAGUGAAGGACCGGGAUGACUUCCCCAUGCUGCUGGUGGGAAACAAAGUGGAUCUGGAGCAGCAACGAGUGAUCUCCAGGGAGGACGCUCAGGCCUUUGCCAGGGAACACAGGAUCCACUACAUGGAGGCUUCGGCCAAGAACCGCUACCAUGUGGACGAAGCCUUCUUGGAGCUCGUGCGGAUCGUCCGAAGGUUUCAGGAAAUGGAGUGUCCUCCCCCUCCGGCUCAUCACGCCGGGAAGCAGAAGAGCGGCGGCUGCCCCUGCGUCCUCCUCUAAGCGCCGUUGCCAUGGACACCGAAGCCUCUCCAGCUUGUCCCCCCCUUAAAAAAAGAAGUGUGAGCGUUGCUGCGAGAGACAAGAUAAAGGUGCAUCAUAUUCCCAUUGAAUGCUUUCAUUUGCACUUGCACCCCCCCCCCCGGCCUCCCUAAAAAGCAACUUGUAAAUCAAUGUGAACCCUCGUUUAUCCCGGGAGGGGGGGGGGGUGGUCUGCCGAGGGUGUAAUUUUGGAUUGUAACAGCAGCAGAAAUGCCGGCAAUUGUGUUUAGCGACAGGAGAUAAUCAUGACGGGCCCGGACAGAGUUGCGGCCCAGAAAUCGAGCCGCCCUCGCAUGAUGAUGGCGGGCCAAAAAUCUCUUGUUGCCGUUGUGGCAACGAGGUACUGAUGUCAGCAAAGACGUCGCCGCAAUAGGUACUCCGAUGACGAGGUUGUAUGCAGUAAACAAAGUCGCUCCGCAAGACGGGAAUCAAAAUGUCGAGCGAGGGGGAGGCACACUCCAUCACAAGACGUUCCUUGGGCGGCCGAGUUCCCAAGCCGUCCUGCAGGGGGCGGCAGAGCGAAGCGGCAGCAAAACAUUGGCAGAGAAAAGCGAGCAAAUUUGACAGCUGCACUAGCAUGGCCUCAUAUAUAGAGAUAGAUAUAUAUAGAUAUAUAUAUUUCUCUAUACUGUAUGUAUAGCGAGCCAUUUUGUUUUCCUUUUGUGGUGCCAAUAAUUUCAGUCAACGUGAGCGCCUCCAAUAUGUAAACGGAGCGAGUGACCAUUUCAAAAUUAAUUCUUGACAGUAUUUGAAAGAAAAAAAACAACCCACAGUGGUGGGUGGGAUGGGGGAGGCUUGAUGCAGGAGUGCACUGAACCAGCACGUGGCACAGCUAUAGAACUCAUUUUCUGCAUGAAUGCAUUUGAGUGACGGCAAACCAAAGAUGAGAUGUUUUGUUUUUUUCUGGGUUUAUUUAGGCGAAGUGUGAUGCAACUUGUAUUUUGCGCGUGUCCGUGAUUCAAACCUUCACUGAAUUCCAUCAAUAAUCGUAAACGGUUUACAUGAACAUCUUGACCAAACGAGUAGAUGCGUAACGCUUUUCAUCUUCUGAACGGUGUUCUCCCGUCUCGCGGCGCCACGGCACCUUUUGUGCAGCGCACUGGUGCUCUUGCUAUGAAGCGUGACCCUCGCUAAUACUGACCCGGCAAUCCCUGUCCACAUUACUUACUGUAAUGAUCGAUGUCAGGGGGUGUCCAAUCUUUUGAGGGCCGCCGACAGAAAAAUGGAAGGAUGAAAACAAGAGCAUGGCCACUGAGAGGCAUUUAAAAAAAAAAAAAAAAAGGGAUAUUCGACUUUAACUUUACAUUUCAUGUUUCAAGCUUUGGGCAGUGUAGAACCAUGUCAUAUUUUUGAAAUGAAUUAUUUGCAUAUAUAUAUA